This is a messenger RNA of Clonostachys rhizophaga, 2373 nucleotides long. NCBI's taxonomy places the organism in Eukaryota, Fungi, Ascomycota, Sordariomycetes, Hypocreales, Bionectriaceae. The record is from the annotation of a GenBank genome assembly.
AUGGCUUCAGAGUGCCUUGAUUUGCCGAUAGUUCCUGAUACUGCUUCCAGCCGGGUAGAUACCUCUCCGCUCUGGGCCGGUGUCGGUCCCGAGGAGUGGGAUUUCAACUAUGAUCAACCUUUUGGGCCAUCAUCACUACCUGGCUCCUCUGUUGACUGUCCACCGAUGCCUGAUGACGAGUUUUUAAUAGAUUCUGAUCCUACGUUCAACGAUUUGUUUGCAACCGAAGACCCAGUGUUGCAAAUUUCGAACUGGCUCAGUCAAGAAUACUCAAGUGAUGAUGAACCUCGCACUCUACAACAAUCCUUCCAAAAUCAGGAAAAUCCCACAGAUUUUCAUGCCCCUGCAAGAGACCGUACCGCGAGUCCUCGUGUGGCAGACAGCGAAGCAACGGCUGCUCAAUCGCAGAAGCGAUUCUCCACGGCUUCUAUUCGGGUUCUCAACAGAUGGCUUUCGUCUCACACCAACCGCCCUUAUCCUACCGUUGGAGAUGUCGAGAUCAUGCAAAAGCAAUCAGGUCUCAACAAGAAGCAGAUAUUGACAUGGUUCGCCAAUGCCCGGAGGAGGAAGAAACUCUGGACACCAGCCUCUCCGUCAAAAAAUCGAUUACCUUCGGACGCAGCACCACGGGAGAAUUCAUAUGCUAGGCCCCCAACGCCAAUCAUUCAGCAGAUGGACCCUUUCGAACGGUGGAGAAACUCGCCUCCAGAGCAUGAACCUGCCAGUGUUCCUGCUAUAGCGCGCGCAUUGCUGGGGGCUUCGAAUGAUCUUGAAGCACCACCGGACAGUGCGCUAGAAGAUGGGCUAUCACACAGCAUCUCUUCCUCGAUCACCGGGGCGGAGACCUCUCACUCAAGUCAAAGCUCUCACGCCUCGGGAUACUCUCAUUCAUCCGGAGGCUCAACCAGGUUACCUGGAUUUACCAGAAAAAAGAAGCGGCGGGCGUUUGUCGCGAAGACAAUCAAACCUCAAGAAGCAUUAGUGAAGGCUUGUCACCCAUACCAACAUGAAAAGUCACUUCACCUAUCUCUUGAGCAGUGGGAGUGUGCUCCAACCGGUUCACCCACUGUUCGUACACAGUCGGGGCUUGUUUGUGUCUACUGUGGUCUGGCAGAUCCGCAGGAAGCCCACUUCGAUACACAUAAUCACCAUGCUUGUCAGAAACGGCUGAAGGAGGAGCGAAUAUUCUCGCGGAAAGAUCACCUAGGACAACACCUUAGACUUUUACACAACUCUCAAUUUAUGAAGGGAUUGAUGGAAGAGUGGAAAUCAAUGUAUGAGCUGAUACGCUCCCGAUGUGGGUUUUGUGAUCUUGAAAUGGAUACUUGGACCGAAAGAGCCAGCCAUCUAGCUGGACAUUUCAAGGAAGGGAUCACAAUGGCUGAUUGGAAGGGGAGUUGGGGCUUUGACGAAGCUACUCUCGAUAUGGUUGAAAACGGUAUACAACCUUAUCUAAUCGAAUAUGAGCGCAACUCGCCGCUACCAUUUACGACACAACAAGGCACGCCAUAUAGUCCAGGGAACGCUUUCGAGCUCAUCGAGGUUGAACUGGAGUAUUUCUUCACAAACUAUACCGAGACCACUCAUUCUGAGCCCUCAACAGGAAUAUUACACUAUGAAGCGUGUUGUAUUAUCUUCGGGGCUGAAAUUCUCAACCAGGAUUCUACGUCACGGCCGCCUUCUUGGUUACGAGAUUUAUUAGUAUCACCAGAAGAGAUCACCAAGAAGGCGAAAAUGAGACCGAUGAAGAGCGCUGCCAGGUCUCGAAUCACGCCAUUGAAAAUUCACGGCAAGAAUAACAUCUUUGAAGACUGCAAAUUAGAGGGUUCUCUCCAUGGAUAUGUUAAAGAAUUACAGGAAUUCGACGUGGAUCCUGACGACAGUGCCCUUCAGCGACAGGCUUGUAUGAUUAUCAAGGACAUGUCCGGUCCGUCGGAAGUUCUCAGCAAACUGUUGAUCGAUCUAUUAUACGGUUCAACAGUCUGGCUGGCUCAAUUUCGUCUUCGGGUGGGCCUCGGCCCAACAGCAUCAGUCCCUCUCCCACCAAUGUCUGUAGCUAUGCCUGCAGUUGAAGUAGAGCGAGGCCUCACAAACAAUGAUGGAAAUGUGUAUAGAGGCCUCUGGCGACGUCUAAGUCGGUUUGUUCUCAAUUCCAUGUCUCCCUUUAAUCCUAAUAGCCAUACACCAUCAGAUGAAGAGCUCCAGUAUCAAGCACGAUGGAUCAUUUAUGACAGGCAAGUCAAACAAAUAUCCUCAACGGGCAUUGAUUGGCAUUUUCUAAUUUUCGAUGACCCGUGGAAUCAAACUCCUGCUGAUAAUCCGGAUUGGCUUCGAGAGUUCAAGAAAGAAACUGGUCUUUGGGUUCAAGAAUGA